AUGGUGUUGCAGCCAUGGCGGUGUUUGAUCUCCUUUCUCCGGUUCCAAACUUGCAGAUCUGAGCCUCUUAUCCAAAUUUUCUUCGUUUUUUUGGUGGGUAUGAACUAUGAAGACGCUUUGAUGAUGAAUUUAAAAUGCACACGGGAGUUUUCAUCAGCUGCAAAAAGAGAGACACUCGAAGAUACAAUAAGAACAGUUGAAAGGUAUUCACGCAUAAUUGUGCCGACGCAUUUUGAAAGUUCUGUUGCUAAAAGGGUAGCCAUGACAGCUAACAGUUAUGUUAUUAAUGCUGGUGAUGGACCAGGGCAACUGAUGGACCAGGAUGUUGCAAUGUCAUGUAUUGUUGAUGGUGAGGCUUUGGGAGUAGCUCCAAAGAAGCAAUCAGCCAUUGACUGCUAUUGUUAUGGACACUGCUCUAACAAACACAACUGGGAGAAAUUGAGUUUGUCAACAGAAUCAAUUCAAAGGAUGCAUGGAAGUCAAAUUGGUCGACCAGUACUCCACCUUUCUUGGAGAAAAACAACCAAACAUGUACCGUGUUUUGGAAGAACUACCUCAUGUGGUCUGAUGAUCCAAAAGAAAACUAAGGAUCCUUCUAUUCAAAUGUUCCUUGAAGUCCCUACAAACAAGCUCAAAUUAAACAUCGCAGAUUAGGUUAACAAGAGUACAUAAAGACUAUGAUACCUUCUGCCUCAAUUUCAGAGAUUAUAAAGAAGAGUUGAAGAUGUUUAUGGAUUUCAUAGAGACUUUGACCUACUGACAGACAAAUUUUUCGUUGACAUUUUACUUCGACUUCUAUGCGUUUUUAAGACAAUGUACUAUAUUUAACACAGAAGCGACACCUUCCAACCCCCGCAACGCGGGGGAAACACUUCUAGUGACCAUUAUUUUCUAAU
Lactuca virosa is the source of this 896-nucleotide messenger RNA. Lineage: Eukaryota; Viridiplantae; Streptophyta; Magnoliopsida; Asterales; Asteraceae. The record is from the annotation of a GenBank genome assembly.